Molecule: messenger RNA, 3443 nt
Organism: Calypte anna (Anna's hummingbird)
Lineage: Eukaryota; Metazoa; Chordata; Aves; Apodiformes; Trochilidae
Gene: CHST10
Product: carbohydrate sulfotransferase 10
Exons: 6
Coding region: 341-1423 (360 amino acids)
Biological process (GO): proteoglycan biosynthetic process; carbohydrate biosynthetic process
Cellular component (GO): membrane
Molecular function (GO): sulfotransferase activity
Source: RefSeq, a predicted model, not a curated record
CUCCCGCCUCCGGGCGGCCGGGCGCGUCCCUGCGUCUUCUCGGAGCCGAAGCGAGCCGACCCCGCGGCGGCCUUCACCUUCCUGUCCUUCCCGGUGGCGGGGCUGGGGGCCCGGCCGAGGCCGAGGCCUGACCGCGUCGGGUGGAAAUGGAGGCGGCGGCGGCGGCAGGGCCGGGCGGUGGCAACAGCAGCAGGGGCUGAGCGGGGAGGGUCGGGGAGGCGCCGCCUUUGCCGCCGCCGCCGCCGGCCGCAGCCGGGCCGGGGGGAUGAAGCAUCAUCUGGGGCCGUCGGAGCCGGCCGGCCGCGCCGCCGAGUGAGGAAGCAACAACUUUAUAUGGCUCAUGUCUGACAACAUGCACCACCAGUGGCUGCUGCUAGCUGCAUGUUUUUGGGUGAUAUUCAUGUUCAUGGUUGCUAGCAAGUUUAUAACAUUAACUUUUAAAGACCCAGAUGGCUACGGUGCCAAGCAAGAGCCAUUAACAGCUGUGACAAAAGUGGAGGAGGUACACGUGCCAGAGGAAAAACAUUGGCCUGAAGAAUUCCAGCCAACUGGAAAAGCUUUUUCUGGAAAUCUGAUCCGCCAGCCCCUCGUUCAUAUGGAAAGACUUGAGCUUCUCAGGAAUGUCUGCAGAGACACUGCAUUGAGAAAUCUCUCUCACACGGCGGUUUCCAAAUUCGUCUUGGACCGAAUAUUUGUGUGUGACAAGCACAAGAUCCUGUUUUGUCAGACACCAAAAGUGGGCAACACUCAGUGGAAAAAAGUCUUGAUCGUUUUAAAUGGAGCAUUUUCCUCCAUAGAAGAGAUCCCAGAAAAUGUUGUACAUGAUCAUGAGAAGAAUGGCCUUCCACGCUUGUCCUCCUUCAGUGACUCUGAAAUUAAAAAACGACUGAAUUUAUACUUCAAGUUUUUUAUUGUUAGAGAUCCAUUCGAAAGACUUAUUUCUGCAUUUAAAGACAAGUUCGUGCACAACCCUCGGUUUGAGCCUUGGUACCGGCACGAGAUUGCUCCCGGCAUCAUCCGCAAAUACAGAAAGAACCGCACGGAGACCAAAGGGCUGCAGUUUGAGGAUUUUGUGCGCUACCUGGGUGACCCAAAUCACCGCUGGCUGGACCUCCAGUUCGGUGACCACAUCAUUCACUGGGUAACCUACGUGGAACUCUGCGCCCCCUGUGAGAUCACCUACAGCGUGAUCGGGCACCACGAAACCCUGGAGGAUGAUGCUCCGUAUAUCCUGAAAGCAGCCGGCAUAGACCACCUGGUGUCAUACCCCACCAUUCCGCCUGGCAUAACAGUGUACAACAAGACAAAAGUAGAGAGGUAUUUCUCGGGAAUUAGCAAGAGGGACAUAAGGCGCCUCUACGCCCGGUUCGAAGGUGAUUUUAAACUCUUUGGAUAUCGGGAGCCGGAUUUCCUGCUAAACUGACACCCAGGAUGAGCUCUGAAGAGGCGUCUGGUGGAUAAAACUAAACCUGCGUGAAUACCAGCUGCAACACUGACAAAGCUGAGAGUGACCAUUUGUUUUCUAGCUUUUUGAUGUUGCUCCAUUUUUCAGUGAAAUAUUUGUUAUAUGAACAAGUCGGGGCUUGUAGUUGUUGUUUACUGACCAUGUUUUUGGUAUGUGGCAUUGCAAUCUGUUAGGAAUGAAGUCUCUUGUUAUCUGAAAUACUGAAUUCCAGUUCUCUCCUCUUCCCUGCUGGAAAAAAGAGGGACAAUGAAUGGGCUCUGAUCUUCCUCUCCCAGACAGAAUGCCAUUUAUGAAAUGUUGUGAAGCAUUUAUAAAGAUAGCAGUUUCACUCUAGGUUAACUCUUGAUGUGGGUGAGCUUCACGAUUCACGCUCAUGAGAAAGGUGUGUAGACUCCCAUAAGCUUUGAAAAUGAGAGGCCAGUACAGGACUAAAAAUUGAUUAAAUGCUGACAAGUAAAAUCAUUAUGCUAUAAUAACAGUAAUGCUGACCUAGUCACAUUUUUAUUUGUCACAAAAUGAACCUAAUUAGACAGAAACUUUAGAGUUGUUAAAAAAGAGACUGGUUCCAGAGUCCAGUUUGUAUUUUUGUCAAGUGUUUACUUACUGCUUGUCUAUUGAACCUCAUAAUUCUCCUUUCAUUUUCAAAAUAUCAUUUAACUCCUGGCUUUGUAAGUUGUCUGAGAACACUGGAUGCAAAUGGAGCAUAGAAGAAAUAUGAAACUAUUAAGGAAACUUGAAGGAAAAUUAAUUUAAAAUAAAGCAUUAAUUGUAUUUGUGGGAGAACAUAUAGAAGUCAUGAGAUGCUCUCACACAAUUUAACCUGUUUUGUCUUCUAACAAUUAAGUUAAUAAAGAAACCACAGAAGCGGGAUGGCAUAUAAAAGAGCUGCUAGAGUUACUUGGAUUAAUGUUCUGCCUUUUUCUUAUAUACAGUCUUGCUCAAUGUUCAGUACCUCAGAGACCAUAAAAUUUAGCCCCCCUGAAAAAUCAUCUCCCUACCACUGAAGGAGACAGGGUGAAUCCCUGAUUCACUGCCCUGAUGUACCAGCUUAGGAAUACCUAACAGUUGUGUUACCACUGGGAUGAGUUGGCAACUUGCCAGGAGUAUGAAUGUUACUUAUAUUUGUGUACUCAUUUUAUGCAUUAAAAAAAAAAAAAAAAAAAAAAAAGAAAAAGAAAAAAAACAACUGAAUGGAUGCAGCCAUCAUAUUUGCCUCUGCUUGCAUUGUGUCCCAUAAAGAGGAGUUUCUUGUUCGAGUUCACCAGCAAUAAAAUCAGUGUGCUGCCACCGCAUCCCACAGGCCAUGGGAGAGAUACAGACCAUGUAUCUUUAAUACAGGAGUUGUUCUGUCAUGGUGAGCAUAUGAACUGUAUUUUUAAAAUCUUAGUCACAAAAGAUUAAUUUUCAGAUCAGCAUAAUGUUGCUGGCUAGAAAUGCUAAUGAUGACCAGUGCUAUGGAAUCUGCUCCUUAGAUCCAGACGUAGUAUGGUUUUGAUAGCUGCCUGUAUUAGCACAGGGAAGCAUCUUAAACUUGUGAAAAAAGAAAGCUGUGCAAAGCUGACAUGGGCUGCUACCCACAAAAAGGAAGCUUUGUUGUAGCUGGAAGUGAUUUCAGAGAGAUCUCAACAGACUACUUGAAAUAAAGGAGAAUCAUUAACUGGGUAUCAAUAGCAAGAGAAUAGUCCAAGGUGGCAAAGCUGGAAGGUGGGAUUUUUUUCAUUAUUUUUUUUAAGCAACAAUUGAAGUGCCCUAACUUGUUAGUUCUUAACCAAUGAUAAAAAGAUGUUAACAGCUCCAAGUUUUUCUGUGGUUUUCUUAAUAUGGGAACUUUACAUAAUGUACUGUUAAAUGCAUUUUGGAGCUAAUGAGCUGAUUGAUUACCUCUCUGCCGAUAUAAAAUGUAACAGUGUGAAUAAUGUAUAGUGAAUUCAGGCCUUAAAGUUUAAUUCUAAUAAAGUAGAAUUGUUUUCCUCUGAAA